UUUACCCAAAUAUGAAUGCUCAAUUACAGAAAUCAUGUAUUCAACUCUCGGGCCUGGAUGGUAGAUUACAGGGAAUUUCUCAAAUCAUGUUACGAAACAUUCAGCAAAAUACCAAGGAUCCUAAAAUUACCAAGCAAUUAGAAAGAAAUAUGCGGGAAAGCGGGAUUAAAUUUCUAGUACUAGUUGAAGAAGUAAUCAAUGAACUCUGUGAUUCAUCAGAUUUAUUUAUAGCAGAAGAAAUUGAUUUUGGAUUUAUUGAAUUGUUUGAUUGUGCUAAAGUAAUUGUUGAUGAGGUG
Racocetra fulgida is the source of this 296-nucleotide messenger RNA. NCBI's taxonomy places the organism in Eukaryota, Fungi, Glomeromycota, Glomeromycetes, Diversisporales, Gigasporaceae. The record is from the annotation of a GenBank genome assembly.